AUGGCGAGCGGUAAAGAACUCAACUCAUCAUGUGUGCUUGACAAGGAAGACUCACCAGGGGACCGUCUCCAUUACCAGAAUGGACAUUUCCGAGAUCCAGAGAUGGAAGGUCUCACAUUGUAUGAGAAGAAAGCCCUGCUUGUCAACCGUGAAUUGGAUUCCCACGGCAUGGGGAAAUACCAAUGGUACAUCUUCUUCCUAUGCGGGUUCGGCUACCUUGUAGACCUUCUUUACGCCCAAGCCUUUGGCCUCGUGGAGCCAGCGAUGCGACAGGAAUUUGGCUUUGGACCUCAAGAUUCCGGCCACAUUUUCUCUUCCUUCUCAGCAGGACUGACAGCUGGGGCAUUUGUCUGGGGCGUUUUGGUAGACAUCAUUGGCCGCCAGUACGCCUUUAACCUGACAGUCUUGAUCUCUUCGGUCUUCGGGAACAUUCCGAUUGAUACCACAAUAUGUUUGGAAUUCCUCCCUCAAAACCGCCGCUUUCUUCUAGCUAUGCUCUCAAUCUUUCAGCCUCUUGGCGUAGUCAUUUCAUCGGGCAUAGCAUAUGGGUUCAUUCCGUUCUACUCUUGCGGAAACGGCGCAGAUAAGAAACCACUUCCGGCUUGUAGUAGCAGUACGCUUGCUCCUGGAGCGCCUUGUUGCACGAAGGCUUCGAACAUGGGUUGGAGAUACACGUUAAUCUGCCUUGGGGCCAUCUGCGUAACCAUUUUCUUCCUACGUUUUGUUGUGUUCCGUUUCCAAGAGUCUCCAAAAUUCCUACUCUAUAGGGACAGGGAUGACAAAGCCGUAGAGGUGCUUCAAAAGAUUGCCAAAUUCAAUGGUCGCGAGAGCAGCAUCACCCUGGAAAGUUUUGAGGCUUUGACCAACGAGCACGCAUCUAUGGUCAACAGAGAUACUGAUAUGCCGAUACCCAAUGCGGGAAUGGAGAAGCUCACGAGCACCUGGGUCGAAAAUAUCAAGACUGAAUUGCAAAGGUGCAAGAUACUAUUCUCGACCUUUCCUUUGGCUCGAUUGACAAUUUUGGUCUGGAUUACCUAUAUCUUUGAUUAUUGGGGAUUCAGUAUUGCGGGGUCUUUCCUGCCGACCAUUCUACUUCAAAAGAACAACGCCAUUGACAUUUCGACCGCAGAGACAUAUAGGAAUUUCGUUAUCAUUUAUGUCUGCGGCAUACCCGGUGUUAUGCUAGGUGCGCUGAUGUACGUGAUCCCACGAGUUGGUCGCAAAUGGGCUAUGGUAGGAUCUUCGGCCCUUAUGGGCAUAUCGCUGUUCCUCUUCGCAACGGUCAACACCGAGGCUUCGAAUAUCGGACUAAAUGCAAUGGAAUACUUUUUUCAAUCCAUGUUCAACGCUGUCCUCUACGGAUGGACACCAGAAGUAUUUCCAGCACCAAUCAGAGGGACCGCGUCCGGGCUCGCUAGCUUUUGGGGUCGGCUGUUUAGUAUAGUCUCACCGUUGAUUGCGGCGGAUUUGCUUUUGAAGAGUGGGGAGGUCAAUAACGAACAAUAUACUGGCAUGAUUUUCACCUCCUAG
Molecule: messenger RNA, 1530 nt
Organism: Letharia lupina
Lineage: Eukaryota; Fungi; Ascomycota; Lecanoromycetes; Lecanorales; Parmeliaceae
Exons: 13
Coding region: 1-1530 (509 amino acids)
Biological process (GO): transmembrane transport
Molecular function (GO): transmembrane transporter activity
Source: RefSeq, a predicted model, not a curated record